Molecule: messenger RNA, 2750 nt
Organism: Amaranthus tricolor (Joseph's coat)
Lineage: Eukaryota; Viridiplantae; Streptophyta; Magnoliopsida; Caryophyllales; Amaranthaceae
Product: arginyl-tRNA--protein transferase 2-like
Exons: 6
Coding region: 327-2213 (628 amino acids)
Biological process (GO): protein arginylation
Cellular component (GO): cytoplasm
Molecular function (GO): arginyl-tRNA--protein transferase activity
Source: RefSeq, a predicted model, not a curated record
AUAAUGACUUAAUUAGUCUUUAUCUACUAAUCUACUACUCCUAGUCUCCUACUUUCUUUAGCUCACUGUUUUUUCCAACUUUAAGAGCAAAACUCCAUUAAUUUCUCUGAAAAAUUUCAAAUUAAGGCAAAGGAUUUCCCGAUUUCGAUUUUUCAUGCUCAAAAUUUUCCGAUUUCGACAAGCUUUUUCGUGAUUAUUUGAAUUAUCGAUUUAUCAAUCAAAUCAAGUAACAGAAGCGUUUUUGUUCGAUUUUGAGCGUUUUGAUCGUAUAUUCUUGAAUUUUGAUUUGAUUUUCGGAGACAAAUUGUAAUUUUUGAGGCUUUACUAUGAUAAGUAGCGAAGCUAGUAGCAGCAAUGGCGGUGGAGGCGAAAGUGUUGUUGUUGACGUUGGAAGGCGUCGAUCAACUUGUGGUUACUGCAAAUCCGGCCGUCGUACCAGUAUUAGUCACGGUAUUUGGGCAAACAGUCUUACAGUUUAUGACUAUGAAGAGCUUCUGGACCGCGGUUGGAGAAGAUCCGGUUAUUUUCUUUACAAACCUGAGUUGGAAAUGGCGUGCUGUCCUGCAUAUACCAUAAGAUUGAGGGCUCAAGAUUUUUCUCCUUCUAAAGAGCAAAUUCGGGUUUCCAAACGAAUGCAAAGGUACCUGGAUGGAAUGUGGGAUGGGAAAAAAGAACCUGCAGACAUAUCUGGGAACUCACAUGGACGCACUUACGAUAGUAAUUUGUCUGACUCAUCACGACUGGAAUCAGGAGGAAGCAAUGAACAAAAGACCAAGGAAGAAGAGCUAAUGGGUUAUUUAUCCAAACAAAUAGAUAAUGCAUUGCAGUCAUUUGUUAAAGAUAAAAAUCUACCAUGUGAUAUUCAAUAUCCACAAAGUAUAGUAAAUAAGAUUUCACAGACCAAAAAGAGACGGUUAGUUAGGGGAUCAGAAGAUCUCUUAUAUACAAGCAAUAUUUCAUUUCAGAUAGCGGCUAUAUUGAGACGAGCAAAGUCAGAUGAAAAUAAUGUCUUGCUGUCAAGGGGGAAGAAAGAAAGCUUAGACGAGCAAAGUUCGAUGACAAUUAUGGAUGGGUCUUCAUAUGAUUUGUCUCCCAAAUAUAUUUCAGAAGAGUUGACCAAUGUUCUGCAGGAUCUUGUAAAAGUUCCUGAAAUAUCAAUACAAGCUUGCAAUGGACACUUAAACUUUUACUCUGCAGUAAAGGGGGGCCACUCUGAUGAAGAGUUUCAUCUAGUUGCAGUCUCUAGAGAAUCGUCAGCACAAAAAAGUAAAGAAUGUGACGUGAUACGUGAUAAACUUCAGAGAAAGGAACGGAGGCUUGAGAUCCACUUGAACAGGUCUGCUUUUGAUCCUGAAGAGUUCUCACUGUUUAAAAAAUAUCAGAUUAACGUGCACAAUGAUGAACCGGAUGAAGUCACAGAGCAGUCAUACAGGAGGUUUCUGGUUGAUUCUCCGUUCAUAUAUGUUCCUCCAUCUGGCAAUGAAACUGUUCCUCCUUGUGGGUUUGGCUCUUUCCACCAACAGUAUAGGAUUGAUGGCCGACUCAUUGCAGUUGGGGUGAUAGAUAUCCUUCCUAAGUGUCUGUCGAGCGUAUAUUUAUUCUGGGACCCUGAUUUUGCCUUUUUAUCCCUUGGUAAAUACUCCGUACUUCAAGAAAUUAGUUGGGUGAAAGAGAACCAAUGUCAUUACCCUAGUCUGCAAUACUAUUACCUUGGCUAUUACAUUCACUCCUGCAGCAAAAUGAGAUAUAAAGCAGCUUAUUGGCCUUCAGAACUUUUAUGUCCCCUUCGUUACAAGUGGGUUCCAUUUGAUAUUGCAAAACCGUUGCUUGAUAGAGCAAAGUAUGCUGUCUUGUCAGAUUAUAUUGACAUGCAAAAAGAGAAUUCCUCAUCCAUCCAAGAAUCAGGAAAGUUGUUGGAUCAACAGAAUGACGACCUUGGUGAUGGAGACUUGAAUGAUUUUUGUGUAGGUGGAGAUGAUUUUAAUUCUUCAGACGAAGAAAUGUUUCCUGAAAUCAAUGAACUUGCUGCAGAUCCGAUCCAGAAUGAUGUUGGUCGCCUUCAGCUUGAUUUGAGGGGAACUCGUGUAAAAUACAAGGAUUUGCAACCAGGUCUUCGUCCAGCUGAUCGAAUGCCUCUGGAAAAACAAUUAUCAAGAUUCAUGACUGUUGUUGGUCCAGAACUCUCGGAAAAAAUGGUUUAUUCUCUUGGUUAGCUUUAUUAAUCCUAAAAGCCUGGUAUGCUGUGGGAGGUCCUAAUUCUAUUGAUCGUGUGCCAUGGUGUCAAUACGUGAUCCUUGUAUAGGAUGUUGUGCAAAUCAUCAUUAUCAAUUCAUCGUACCCAGUAGACCCCGCUCAUAAAAUGUUGUGCAAAUGCUGAAACAAAUUUGUAAAGUAAUUGCCUUUUAAAAGGGGUGCAGCAAACUUUCUGCUACUUUCUUGGAGAGGUCGGCAGUUCAAUAUUGGAAGCUCAUCUGGGGUAGACAUCGGUUGGGUGAGUUUUAUGGUAUAUUGUAGUUUUUUUAAGAAAAAAGAAUCUGAUUUAGUCGACCCUGUGUCAUUUGGAUUAAGACUUUGGUUUUAUUGUUGUCUUAUUAGAGAUUAAAUGUUUUAUCUAACACUAAGGAUGGUUAUAAUUCGGCUUUUGAUUAAUUUUCUUACUGUUGAAGAAAAUAAUGUGUACCAUAUACCUAAUUUAUGGCAAAGCCUUCUGUUUUGAUGGCUUGAUGCUACCUUCCUUGACGCAGAACAAA